AUGGCUGGAUCUACCAGGACAACCAGAAAGGAAGGGAAUGUGCCCGUCGAGCAUGAAUGUCCGCUGAAUAUUCUUCCUCCCGAUAUAUGGGUGAGGAUUGCCACUAAGGUUGCAUCGAAUUCGAUUCAUGAUCUAUUCAACAUGCAGGCGAGUUGCAAGGUUUUUCUGGAUGCAGCGAGUUCCAAAGCUGUGUACAAACAUGCGACGAUGCGGGGGUUGACGGAGUAUUUCUGGAUUGCCCAUCGUGGCAUUGGGAUGGAACUGCUUCCUAGGGCCUCGACAGAGAGCAGCGUCGAAGCAGGUUACCUGUUUGCCAUGUUGCUACUGUGUGAUCACGAGAACGAAGAAGAAGUGCUAAAUGGUGUUGAAAUGUUAGAGUCUAUCCGUACUUCUGAAAAGGUCGAAAGGUGCAGGGAGUUCUUCGCGGACAUUUUCUGA
This is a messenger RNA of Arachis stenosperma, 438 nucleotides long. RefSeq lists its product as uncharacterized. The record is from RefSeq and is a predicted model, not a curated record. NCBI's taxonomy places the organism in Eukaryota, Viridiplantae, Streptophyta, Magnoliopsida, Fabales, Fabaceae. Gene Ontology annotation, molecular function: protein binding. The transcript has 2 exons. Bases 1 to 438 code for a protein of 145 amino acids.